Molecule: messenger RNA, 3641 nt
Organism: Vombatus ursinus (common wombat)
Lineage: Eukaryota; Metazoa; Chordata; Mammalia; Diprotodontia; Vombatidae
Product: ATP-binding cassette sub-family A member 3-like
Exons: 16
Biological process (GO): transmembrane transport; lipid transport
Cellular component (GO): membrane; intracellular membrane-bounded organelle
Molecular function (GO): ABC-type transporter activity; lipid carrier activity; ATP hydrolysis activity
Source: RefSeq, a predicted model, not a curated record
AUGGAUCUCCAGACCAUCCAUCUCCCUUCUAUUAGAGGCCUGAGCAAUCUCAAAUCAAAGAAGAAAAUGGAUCUCACUGUCUUAUCCAAGAAGAGUUCUAUUGUAAAUGUGAUGUAUAGCUCUAAGUUCAAGCUUCAGUGGCAGAAAUUCUACGCUAUGUUUAUUAAGAAAAUGUUAUUCACUUGGCGCAACUGGAAGAUGAUGAUAGCACAAUCAGUUAUUCCUCUGCUUUGUAUCAUAUUCAUUAUUGAAAUCUUUAAAAUGGAUACAGAGUCAACAACAAUCCCCAUGUUACGUCUGACUUUGAACCGGUAUGGCCGUACAACUGUGCCUUUCUUCAUCUCCAAGACAUCUAGGCUGCAUCCAAACCUCUCAGAUCACAUUUCAAACACUAUUCAAGCUGAGGGACAUGUGCCACUGGAAGUUAUGGAGCCUAUAGAAGAUUUCCUGAUACUGAAGGCAAAAGAGGAAUCUGACACCUUUGAUGAAAACUUUCUUAUGGCAAUGUCCUUUCAAGACGAGGAGGAUCAAACAGUCAUCACUACUCUGUUCAAUAACCAGGCGUACCAUACUGCUCCCAUGGCCUUGGCAAUGGUGGAAAAUAUUCUCUACAAGUUUUUUUUUGGCUCCAGGGCCUCCAUUACAGUCACCAAUGAACCUGAGCUUCCACGUCUCGUUGAGGCUUCUUAUAUUAGGCUCUUUCAGGUCUCCAAGGGACAUUUUCUUUCCAUUUCCAUGGUUUUUGGAAUGUCAUUCGUAGUCAGUUCAUUUGCCAUUCUGGCAAUCAGUGAUCGAGUCUUAAGGUCAAAACAUAUCCAGUUUAUCAGUGGAAUCUCUCCAGUUCAUUACUGGCUCUCUUUCCUGUUGUGGGAUUUAAUCACCGUCUUCCUUAACAGCUUGCUACUAUUGUGCUUGAUGAAGGUCAUAGAUGAAAAAGCUUACAUCCAAAGCAGACACCCUGAAGCUGUCGUACUGACGCUCUUGCUGUAUGGCUGGUCUGUCAUCCCGUGCAUGUACCUGAUGAGCUUCUUCUUCUCUGGUCCUGCUUCUGGGUGUGCCAAACUCAUGAUUCUGAACGUCAUUACAGGCAUCGUUCCAUUCGUCAUUUUCACCAUCACAGGGCGACAUGCUCUAUACUUUCAAAAGCUUAGCAACAAGUUGGAUGUUUUAUUCCAGUUACUACCAAAUUAUGACCUAUCAAUGGCUUUCUCCAAUUUGUAUUAUAACUAUGAAAUCAAACGGUUCUUGUCAUCAGGGGCUACUAUUUCAAUGAAGUGUCAAUGACUCACUUUAGGCCAUGGUUUUAUAAAUCAAGAGAAUAUCUACGCAUGGCAGUCUCUUGGGAUUGGAAAGUAUUUGACCUGCAUGGCUAUAUCUGGCCUUGUUUUUCUCCUGUUGCUUUUCUUCAUUGAGACCAACUUCUUCUGGAAACUGAAAAUCUCUUUCCGUAAGAUCUUUGAGAGAGAGAAAUUGUCACAGGUACAUAGCGUGCCAUCUUUGAUUUUCAAAGACGAUGAUGUGGAAGAUGAGAGAGAGAAAAUCCUGAAUUCACUUCCAAAGUUAUUGCAGGACACCCCUCUAAUCACUAAAGAACUCACAAAGGUGUAUGGCCAUAGGAAGACACCUAUCCUCACUGUGAACAGGAUCUCCUUCACAGUCCAGAAAAAAGAAUGUUUUGGGCUGCUGGGCUUCAAUGGAGCUGGGAAAACCUCCACCUUCAAAAUGCUGACUGGGGAAAACAUCAUCACAUCUGGAGAUGCCUUUAUCAAUGGAAAAAGCAUCUUCAGUAACCUCAAAACGUUGCAGGGACAAGUCAGCUACUGUCCUCAGUUCGAUUCCCUGCUGGACCACAUGACAGGACGAGAAACCUUAACCAUGUAUGCCCGGAUAUGGGGCAUUCCUGAGCCCCAAAUCGAGUUGUGUGUGAAAAAUAUGAUACAGAAGCUGCUUCUGGACCCUCAUGCAGACAAACUUGUCAAAAACUAUAGUGGUGGCAACAAGCGUAAGCUGAGCACUGGUAUUGCCCUUAUGGGAAAUCCCUCAGUUGUCUUCCUGGAUGAGCCAUCCACCGGCAUGGACCCUGUGGCUCGGCGCCUGCUCUGGAAUGCCGUGACCGAGAUCCGUCAGCUUGGCAAGGCCAUCGUCAUUACCUCCCACAGCCUGGAGGAAUGUGAAGCCCUGUGCACCAGGCUGGCCAUCAUGGUGAAUGGACAGUUCAAGUGUCUGGGCAGCCCACAGCACCUCAAGAGCAAAUAUGGGAGUGGCUACACCCUACUGGCCAAAAUUAAAGACUACACUAAAGAGGAAGAAAAGAUGGCAAUUGAGGCAUUCAAAACAUUUGUGGAAGAGACCUUUCCAGGCAGUAUCCUGAAAGAGGAGCACCAGGGGAUGGUCCAUUACCACUUGCCCAAAGAGAAUCUCAAAUGGUCAAAGGUGUUUGGCAUCUUGGAAGAAGUCAAAGACAGGUAUAAAUUGGAUGACUAUUCCGUAAGUCAAGUCUCACUGGAACAAGUCUUCUUGAGCUUUGCCCAUUUAUGACACUCAAAAGAAGAUGCAUCCUAGAGAGCAGUUCAUUGAACUUUGAGCCCCUUACCAUCUCCCUUUCCAUCCCAUUAUAUGUCACCAGUGUGUAUAGAUAUACCAGUUGACUCUGUGUAUGUGCAUAUCUUCAUGUAAAAAUGUAACAAUGAACUUCCUCAAGGAGGGAUUUUGCUUUCCAUUUUGAGUACAGAUGUACUUUGAGAUAAACAUUCAAGAAGUAGAUGAGUAUGAGGUCAGAAAAGAAGAAGUAGAUUUCUCAGAGCCUGAGACCAUUCAGUGUACUUCCUGUUACACUCAACAACUCCAUGGGAAUGCAGUGGCAGUGGGCUCCAUAGAGUAUACCACUUUGGCUAUUAGUGUACACUGCAAGUCAGCCUCCCAGGCAGUCACUACUGGAUGGAAACCACAGUACACAGAGUGAAUGUAGGAGGGGAAAGAAACAUAGGUGGAAGCCAUGAGUGGACCAAGUCGUUUCUAAAAACUCAUUGGGCAGUAUGGUGGCCUGGUCAAAUUUCAAUUGUAAAAUGUUAUUCUAGCAUUUAGUGGGCUCUGUCUGCCCAUAAGACUUGAACGGUGUAUCUUUACCCAAAGACUCUCUAGAAGUGUGAGAUAAACCAAACACAUCAAAGAGGAAGUUGGAGGGAAGCCUGUGGAACAAGAAAAAUUAAUUUAGAACAGGUGGUUGGUCUUAGCUGUGUUAGGAUGCCAGCAUAGGGAAGGAAGGUUGUCAUCUUGGUCGGAAUGAUUACUACCUGGAGACUAGGGCAAGUCCAUGUUGGAAUAUAUAAACAUCAGUACCCAGAAAAAGAGAAGUUAUAGAAAGCCUGCUGGCUGGCUCAUCGGGUUCUUAACCUAAGCACAUACUUAGUAUGCCUACUUAACAAGCCAGCAUUAUGUCAGUCACCCAAAUCAAAAGUCAGAGGUGUCUAUGGAUGAGGUCUGAAAACAGCAAACCCCACCCCCACCCAAUGCCUAACAUCAGUAGUUCAUGGAAGAGAUGGAACAUUCUCCUUCCAGCCUCACCCUGAUGGACACAAGUUCAAUAAAACGAUGGUGAAGCCCAUCUGAGACCAGUCGUCCCUUGGUUGGAUAUAGGUAUU